UUUGAAAAACCGAAACUGAUGCAAUGACUUCCUUCUUAUAGUCUUAGCUAUCCCAUUCCUGGUGUUAUUUGAGGUGUGUUCCCAUGGAUGUACCUUCCUGAGAUUCGAUUGAAGAAAUUUUGCAAUAUCAAGGACUUCCUUGUUUGAAAUCAAACUUUAAGGAUAAAAUUGCAUUUUAGAAGAAAAAUGAAGGACUAUUCAUGCCAAUCCUAGUACAUAAAUAUGAGAGGCAGAACUUAAUUAACUGACAUAUUUAGUCAAAUGGCAAGAGCAUACUGCCAUCGAGAAGUGCUGCCAUUUGCAGCCAUGAUCGGAGCAGAAUGCGUCAACGUUGGCUUAAACAUUCUGUUCAAAGCAGCCACUUUGAGGGGGAUGAGCUACAACAUCUUCAGCACAUAUUCUUUUGCAAUUUCCACUAUUGUUCUCAUACCUUUCCUCUUCAUCUUUCCCAGCACAGCGGUCCUUCCUUCAUUCAAGCUCCCUCUUGUUUCCAGAAUCUGCCUCCUUGUGUUUGCUGGGUCUUUUGGGAAGAUAUUGGGAUAUAAAGGCAUAGAGUAUAGCUCUCCCACGCUUUCUUCUGCCAUCAGCAAUCUCGUCCCGGCUUUUACCUUCAUACUUGCCAUCAUUUUCAGGAUGGAAAAAGUAGCAAUCAGAAGCUCAAGUACUCAGGCAAAAAUCAUUGGGACAAUAGUCUCAAUUUCAGGUGCCUUUGUUGUUGUUCUGUAUAAGGGCCCAACAGUUUCUACCCCUGUAUCAUCUGUUUCACUUCAAUGGCCUUUAGGGUCAGCACUAUCUCAGUGGCUCAUUGGUGGCCUCCUGCUUGUUGCUGAGUUCCUUCUUUUCUCAAUCUGGUACAUCGUGCUGGUAAAUAUACUUAUCAUUACUCAAUCACUUGGGAUUCAUCUGACAACUUUCCUGGCAUAUGCAUUUUGACAACUAGAAAAUUUUCAAAGAAUCAAUACCUCAACAGCUUCCCACAUUGCAGGCCCAAGUAAUGAAGAUAUACCCUGCAGAGUUCACCGUAGUCUUCUUAUACAAUCUAUUUGCAUCAAUUUUGUGCGUGCUAGUAUGUUUAAUAGCAGAACCAAACUUUAGUUCUUGGAUUCUAAGACCAAGUAUAGCUAUUGCUGCAGUCGUAUACUCGGUAUGAAAUCAAUAGUCUUCUAAUAAUUAUAGACCAGUCACUAGAUAAUUAGCAGUGUUCUUAACACAUAAGCUCAAUCUGUGCAUCUAUUUAGGGAUUUAUUGGAGCAUUAAUAAAUGUUGUGCACACAUGGGGUUUGCAUCUGAAGGGGCCUGUCUACGUAGCAAUUUUUAGGCCAUUGUC
Rubroshorea leprosula is the source of this 1327-nucleotide messenger RNA. NCBI's taxonomy places the organism in Eukaryota, Viridiplantae, Streptophyta, Magnoliopsida, Malvales, Dipterocarpaceae. The record is from the annotation of a GenBank genome assembly.